UAAUAAGUAAUGAUGAACCCUGUGGAAUCUCGCAUGAGUCUAUAUAUGCAGUGAAAGAGUGAGCAGCAACGGCAAGCACACACAGAAAACAACAUUGAAGCGAUCAACCAUGGUUUGUUUCUCAUCACAAUCACAGUUUCGUGUUUUACUAGUUUUGGUGUAUGCAAUAACGAUUCACAAAGGUGUGUGUAGUACAAAUGUGAAGCUGAGUUGCAAUGAAAAAGAUCGAUCUCCAUUGCUGCUAUUCAAACACAGCGUCAAAGAUCAUUCCAACAAGCUCUCAUCUUGGUCCAGUGGAGAAGAUUGCUGUGCGUGGAAAGGAGUGUUGUGUGACAACACCACAGGGAGAGUCACAAGACUUGAUCUGAACCAACAGUACUUGGAAGGUGAAAUCAAUCUAUCUCUUCUUCAAAUUGAAUUUUUGACCUACUUGGACUUGAGCAUGAAUGAUUUCACAGCUUUAAUUCAUCCACCUCUUUCUACUGCACAUUUCAACUUAUCUUACCUUGAAUACCUGGACUUAUCCUUCAAUGAAGAUCUUCAUUUCAACAAUCUUCAAUGGCUUUCUCAACUUCCUCCUUCGUUGAAAUGUCUAAAUCUCAGUGAGAUUAAUCUUGAAAAUGAAACAAACUGGCUUCAAACCAUGGCCAUGCAUCAUCCUUCUCUGUUAGAGUUGAGAUUGGCAAGUUGUGGGUUAGUCAACAUGAGCCCUUUUGUCAAGUUUGUGAAUUUUACAUCACUUCUCACACUUGACUUGUCUGGGAAUUACUUUGACUCUGAGUUGCCUUAUUGGUUGUUUAACGUUAGCAGUGACAUUUUCCACAUCGACCUUAGCUUCAAUAAUUUAAAGGGUAGAAUCCCCAAGAGCUUGCUUAAUCUUCGAAAUCUUGAAUCUUUGAGAUUGUCAAAUAACGAACUUACUGGACCAAUUCCGGAUUGGUUAGGGGAGCAUGAACGUCUGCAACAUCUUGUUCUUUCUGAAAACUUGUUUAACGGUCCCUUUCCUUCCACUCUUGGAAACCUUUCAUCCUUAACUGAAUUAGGUGUUAGCUCCGGUUUCUUGAGUGGUAAUCUUACAGACACAAUUGGCCAACUCUCUAACUUGAGGACUUUGUUCAUUGGAGGCUCAUUGUCUGGUGUUCUAUCUGAGAAGCACUUCUCCAAACUCUUUAACUUGGAAUCACUUGUCCUGAAUUCAGGUUUUUCUUUUGACAUUGAUCCUAAAUGGAUUCCUCCUUUCCAACUUCGUGAAGUUAGCUUGAAAAACACAAAUCUAGGUCCUACUUUUCCAGAAUGGCUAUACACACAAACGACACUAGAAGCUCUAGACACUUCUUUUUCCAAACUUUCUUCCAUAAAUGCAGACAAGUUUUGGAGUUUUGUAGCCAAAAUCAGAGCCAUUAACUUGUCCUUCAACGCAAUCAGUGCAGACUUGUCAAAUGUCACUCUAGAAUCUGAAUAUGCAAUAUUGGCUUGCAACAACUUCAGAGGAACACUCCCACGUAUAUCAUCAAAUGUCUUCAUGAUUAAUAUGGCAAACAAUUCCUUGUCUGGACCCAUUUCUCCCUUUCUGUGUCAUAAAUCAGGCAAGAAAAGUGCAUUGGGUUACUUGGAUAUAUCAAUUAAUUCAUUGAGCGGAGUGAUUCCCAAUUGCUGGGAGAAUUGGAGAAGUUUGACAUUCCUUUUCAUUGGCAACAAUAGGCUAGAAGGUGAGAUUCCUCCAUCAAUUGAGCUGUUAAAUGAAAUCAUUGUGAUGGACUUCAACAAGAACAACUUGUCUGGGGAGUUUUCACUGGACUUGUCAAACAUGAAAUCGUUGGUAUUCAUCAACCUUGGACAUAACAGUUUUUCUGGAGUUGUACCAACAAAGAUGCCAGAGAGUAUGCAAGUGAUGAUAUUGAGAUCCAAUCAAUUUAGUAGCAACAUUCCGCAACAACUGUGCAGCCUUCCCUCUCUGAUACAACUUGAUCUUUCACAGAAUAAACUUGUUGGAUCCAUUCCUCCUUGUGUCUGCAACGUUAGUUCCAUGGAUGGUGAAAGAAGAAUAAGACAUUUCAGGUUUACUUUCGAUUUGUUUUGGAAAGGUCGAGAGUUGGGGUACAGAGACAUUGGUCUGUUGAGAAAUUUGGAUCUCUCAUCAAACAAUCUGUCUGGAGAGAUCCCCACUGAACUCUUUGGCCUCACUCAAUUGUUGUUCUUGAACUUGUCUAGAAAUCAUUUAAAGGGAAAGAUACCAAUCAAGAUUGGUGGCAUGAAAAAUUUGGAGUCUCUCGAUCUCUCCAACAAUCACCUUUCAGGGACAAUUCCCAGAACAAUAUCCAAUUUAACUUUUCUGAGUUAUCUCAAUCUGUCGUACAAUGAUUUCAGCGGAGAAAUCCCAUUGGGGACUCAACUUGAGAGCUUUGAUGCAUGGAGCUAUGUUGGGAAUCCCAAACUAUGUGGACUUCCUCUGCCAAAAAAUUGCUCCAACACACACCAGAGAGUGGGAAGUGGUGCAAACAACUCACAGAAUGAGUCACUCUAUCUUGGGAUGGUAGGUGGAUUUGUUGUUGGCUUGUGGGGAGUGUGGGGUUCUUUGUUCAUCAACAGAGCAUGGAGACACAAAUAUUUUCUUAUGUUGAAUCAUGUAGCAGAUUGGCUUUAUGAGGUUAUAGUUCUCAAGAUCAAUCAUUUUUCUCGGGUAAGAGCAAGUGCUAGAUGAAGUAAAAGACUGAUUCCACGAGUUUUCAGAGAAGAUGCUUACAAAUAAAUAAAGUUACUUGCAAAGAUAGCAAUGUCAAAGUUACUUAUUAAUACCUCAUUUUGUCUUACAAUCUCACACCUAAUUAAUGUUACUUGCAAUUAGAGUGUAAUUGUUUUGUACUGGAGUACUCUUGGGUUAUAUUUGUUUUUUGGUACAUGGGUUAUGGUUAUAGUCAAAAUUGUUUUUUGGUACUUGAAUAAUAAUUUUGAACUCGGCUGUUUUCUCCGGUGAUUA
Molecule: messenger RNA, 2977 nt
Organism: Vigna unguiculata (cowpea)
Lineage: Eukaryota; Viridiplantae; Streptophyta; Magnoliopsida; Fabales; Fabaceae
Product: receptor-like protein EIX2
Molecular function (GO): protein binding
Source: RefSeq, a predicted model, not a curated record